Aricia agestis (brown argus) is the source of this 1459-nucleotide messenger RNA. RefSeq names its product lysosomal Pro-X carboxypeptidase. The record is from RefSeq and is a predicted model, not a curated record. Bases 43 to 1431 code for a protein of 462 amino acids. Gene Ontology annotation, biological process: proteolysis. Gene Ontology annotation, molecular function: serine-type exopeptidase activity; dipeptidyl-peptidase activity. The transcript is spliced from 8 exons. NCBI's taxonomy places the organism in Eukaryota, Metazoa, Arthropoda, Insecta, Lepidoptera, Lycaenidae.
CAUCGCUCACCAUUAUCGCGUCUGCCGUGGUACCGAGCGGUCAUGCUGUGCAUGCGUCUGCUCCUGAUCACCCUGGCGGCCGCUGCCGUCCAGGGGAAGUACAACUACACGACCGAGUGGUUCGAGGUGCCCCUGGACCAUUUCAGCUUCCAGAGGAAUGAGACGUUCAAGAUCAAGUAUUUAGUGAACAAAGAACAGUGGGACGGCGGCGGACCCAUCUUCUUCUACACUGGAAAUGAGGGUCAAAUCGAGGUGUUCGCUGAACAUACAGGGUUCAUGUGGGAUAUUGCUGAAGAGUACAAGGCCCAACUCGUGUUUGCUGAACAUAGGUACUACGGCGAGUCCAUGCCCUUCGGCAACAAAUCGCUGAGCAACGAGUACAUAGGCUACCUGACAGCAGCGCAGGCGCUGGCUGACUACGCCGACCUCAUCAACUACCUCCAGGGCGGCCAUAAUAGAUACCCCGUUGUCGCUUUUGGAGGGUCAUACGGUGGUAUGCUGUCCGCGUACUUCCGCAUCAAGUAUCCUCACCUGGUGACGGGAGCUAUCGCCGCUUCUGCCCCCAUCCACAUGUACCCCGGCAUGGUGCCGUGCGGCGCCUUCGACAGGAUUGUCACCUCCAGCUUCAAGGUCGCCAACCAGAACUGUACAGAUAAUAUACGGAAGUCUUGGAAAGUUUUGAGAACCUACCUUCAAGCCCAAAAUAAUUCUGACGCGCUGAAGAAGAGCUGGAACCUCUGCGACCCAGUCAAGAACUCCACCGACGUGGAGACGCUGCUGGACUUCCUCAAGUCCAUGUACGAAACGCUGGCGAUGGUGAACUAUCCUUACGCGUCCGACUUCCUCAUGCCGCUCCCCGCGCAGCCCGUCCGGGUCGCCUGCCAGUACCUCAGCACCAAGCUGGAGGGAGACAAGCUCUUGGAGGCUAUCGGUAAAGUGAUCCAAACAUACUCGAACUACAACGGCAAGAACAAAUGUGUGGACUACAGGAUGGGCGACAAUUUUGGCAAUUUGGAUGCUUCCGGUUGGGAUUAUCAGGCAUGCACAGAGAUGGUGAUGCCGAUGUGCUCGACUGGCCGGGAAGACAUGUUCGAGCCGCACGCGUGGAACUACACCGAGUUCGCCGCCGACUGCCACAGGAAGUACAACGUGUGGCCGCGCCCCGACAGCGCCAGGAUACAAUAUGGCGGCGACAACCUUAAGGCCGCCUCCAAUAUUGUCUUCAGCAAUGGCCUGCUGGAUCCUUGGGCUGGAGGUGGAAUCCUCAACAGCGUCAGUAGCUCAGUAGUCGCAGUGGUGCUGAUCGACACUGCCCAUCAUCUCGACCUGAUGCCGAGCAACCCCCACGACCCACCGUCAGUGCUCAUGGCCAGAACUAUCCACAAACAGAAUAUCAACAAAUGGAUCAGAGAGUUCAGAGAAGGGCGAUGAAGUUUUUUUAAUAAAAGCUUCUGAGCUA